Rotaria socialis is the source of this 732-nucleotide messenger RNA. The record is from the annotation of a GenBank genome assembly. Lineage: Eukaryota; Metazoa; Rotifera; Eurotatoria; Philodinida; Philodinidae.
AUGGCUAAAUAUUUUAUUUUCUUUUUAUGUUUUUCUCUUGUGAUUGUGUUUAUUCAUGCAUCCCAAGAAUCCCUUUCUAUCAAUCCUUCAACUGAAAAUAUUGGUUCCUAUAAAAUUGAAGGUAAAAUAAUCGUUCCACCAGGUGACAAUGCACUUGAAAAUACAAGAAUCUUAAUCGACGAAGGUCUUUAUAUUGGUAUUCCACAAGUUGAUGGAACAUUUGUCAUAAGUGGUGUUCCAAGUGGUUCAUAUAUAGUUUCUGUUGCGUCACCUCUUCAUGUAUUCGAACCCGUUCGUGUUGAUAUAAAUGCUAAAGGUAAAACUCGUGCACGUAAAGUAAAUUUUAUUCAACCAGGAGAAGUUGUUACAAUGAAAUAUCCAUUAAAUUUCGAAACACAUGGUAUACCAAAUUACUUUCAAAAACGUGAAGUAUAUCGUUUAACUGAUGUUAUUAUGAAUCCAAUGUUUUUAACAUUACUCGUACCAUUAGCAUUAUUAUUAAUCUUACCUAAACUAGCUUCACAAGAUCCUGAAAUGCAACGUGACUUACAACAAGCUAGUAAUUUUCUUCAACCAAAUAUGAAUACACCCGAUAUAGGUGAUAUGUUUGCAAAUAUGUUUGGUGGACCAAAAAAACAAAAGCCAACACAAAGUCAAAAUAAUGGUGCUAGCGGUGGAAUAUCAACAGCACAGCAAAAACGAAAAAUUGAAGCAGCUAAACGAAGAAAUUAA